CACAACCUGGGACAGCGAAAAUCAAGAUGUUUUCCUCAUGAUUUUGGAAGAUUUCCUUUAAAGAAGCAAAACGUCGAAGUGAAGAAAGGUAUCGGUUUAUGUUCUUCGGAUAAUUAUUCAUUUUGAUGGUGCUAUAUAAGUUAUUAUUUAGUUGCCAUAAGACAGGAAAGCUACACGUGUGUUUGAGUGCAGAAUUAUCAAACUCAGGAAGAAAUUAAACACUGUUUGGCAAUCACACUAUUUCUCAAGACGGCUACAAGAAUUCAUGGCCGUAGCAAAAACUUGUGGACCUCAAAUAACCGCAAAAGGAAUAUGCAGGAGGACGUGACAUGCCGAAACAUUUAACUUCCGCCGUGAAACCUCUAAGAACCUUUCUUUCAUUCAAGAAUUUUUAAAAUGUUUUGAAGUCGCUAGCCCCAUCGGCUUGCUCCUUUUUUAAUUUUAAGACUGCCUGUUAUUUUCCUUGAUAACAUUUCACUUAGUUUGUUAGUAGCAAGAGAAAAAUACCAGGCUCAGCAGAUUCUAUAUCGACAGUUGUUGUAUUCUACAGUAAAUUUCGCUAUUAAUUCGAUUUCAGUUUCCCCCGUCCUCAUACGUUUGGCUGCCAGAAAAAAAAAUGAAAAAAAAACUGAAUACAAAGAUAUGAGGCCAUGUGGGUCCAAUAUCAUUGGCCAAACAAUUUGAAAUGUUUAAUAACAACUCGGUUAAAGGAGCUGUGUCACGAAAUUCAGCCAAUUAGGAAAUUACAAAAUGCCCGUUAAAUUAGGAGAAAUAUAAAAAUAACCGCUUAAAACUUUAAAGGAAGGUUAAAAUAACAUAACCGAAACAACAGAUGCCACAGAUGGGCAAAACUGAAGAAUAUUGAAACGGACUGAAAUUAGGGUUUUUGAAAACUGUUCAGCCUAACAGUUUUUCAAAGUUGAUCCCUGCUGCUUGCAAAUUCAAAAAUAAUGCUCAGGAGACAUUUUUGUUUGUCUCGGAUCUCUGGUUUUGUCAUUUACCUGUAAUUUCUUUGCUUACUUUAAGGUCCAUAGCGAUUGAGGGCGAGUAAUUGGCAAAAUUAAACAAAAUGAACUGGACUGCCGUGACACAGCCCCUUUAAGGCGAAAACCCGAUGUACUGUCAGAGGGAUGAAUAAGGUAAAAGAAAAACCAACAAAUACACCUUAAAUCACAUCAUUUAACUUCGAAUUAUUUUGUUUUAUGGACUCCUGUGGUGUGGCAGAGAAAAAAAGAACAGUUGAGAACAGUUAUCGCAAAUUCAACAUGUUAGCAAUACUCUCUUCCCUUGGUUGGCCUGUGCAUGUGCAGCUACUCUGGAGUUAAUUGUAAACUAAUUAAUUGCCUCAUAUUGACUUCAAGCACGUGCUUUUUAGUGUCACGCAACCCUAUCGAACAAACAACAACUUUCACAUGGGUAGUCGUUUCUUUCCUGAACCUGACUCAGUUCAAUUGAUCAGUUGUUCUCAGAUCUUCACAUUGUGUUGAUCUUUGGUCUGAACAUGUGCGAGAGGUUUUAAGCACGUAAUUCACGAAACGGGAAGUAUACGGAUGUUUAAAGACCUUGAAGUUCCCUGAUAUUAGUUUUAUUCCGCAAUCAGAUCACAGUGAAGAUGUUAUCUUGCAUGCUCAGCAAAAGUCAAGAUUCUACGGCAGAGCUGAUCUUUUAGUCGAGAAAAAUCACGUUAUCACCGAAUAGUGCCAAGUGAUAUAGGUUUAUGUCCAGAGCAUCUCUUCAGCAAGAAGUUUGAUCGCCGCAUUCCAGACGCCAAAGAAAUAUGCCAAAAGACGCUUCGAGUAAAAACAAUCUCAUUUCGGAUGAGGAGAGUGACAAUGUCGAUGCAAAAGAGGUGAGUUUAGUCUAGAAACGGAACAUUUACAAGAACACUGAUAUACUCUGAUCCCAAGAAAUAAAGUCAAAUUCUCAGUCGCAAUUGUUUGGUGUGACAUGUAACAUAUAUAUCGGCACAUUAAUAUGAUGUAUGAAGUGUACUCCGCGAAAGUCAUUGACUAAAAGUUUAAUGAGCAGCGAAAAGUCAUUGACCACAAGUUCAAUGAGCAGCGAAAAGUCAAGACCUAAACGUUAAUUUUCUAGUUACGUCGAAAAGAACCGAGAUUUGAUUUUCUGAGUUAAAACAAGAUGCAUUAUUGUAUUGUCACUCGUUAGCGCAGCAAAGAUCAACUUCUCCUAUUUUAUUUUUCUAGAUGACAGCGCCGCAAGAAACCAAAACAUCGUGGAUCUGGGGCACAUUCAGAAAGCGAACAUGUCGAUGGUAUAUUCCUUCUGAAGUAAAUGAAUAUCGGUGAGUAAAGACAAGAGUUCUUGUUCGUAAACCUUUACGCUAAGAAUCGACUACGACGAUUUUUAACAGUGCUCUUUCCAAUUCCAUUGCCUAUCUCAUACUCUACUUUCAGAAAUAUUUGUUGCAAUUUCACGACUUUAAGCAUGUUAGUUAGUAGUGUUUGAAUGUUUGCUAUAAAUACCUCAGACUGUUCAAUCAAAAUUGUAAAUGAACAUUUUCUUUAAUAUUGGUUCGUCGACCGUUAAUUAGUUUUAACUUGUAUUUGCCACAUAAAGUGUAUUCUUUGAUUGGCUACUGCCAGACGACUUUUUUGAUUUCACAAUAAACAUACACGCAAGCUGAUCAAAUAAACGAAAAGUAUUCCGUUUGUUAUUGUACUUUUAUAAUUCAGAAAAAGGCAGUACAUGCUAAGUGACCGAAAUAUACAGACCGGAAAAUGAAUAGCACGUGUAGUCGGGCAAGUGGUCAAGCGUGUCUCCGGCAGUUUAUACUAUAUUGAUUAUAUACAAGAGAUUAUAAGAUUACACCAUCUAUCCCUAGCAAAGUCAUUGUAAUAUUAUGCAGUUUGUAAAAUAAUAGAUUUCGGCAAAAUUUAUUUUAUUUUCAGUGAUGUAAACAAGGGCAUUUAUCGAUGGAAAUUUGAACUUUAUGGAUUUGAAUAUGGAAAAAAGGAAUGGCUCUAACCUACGUAUAUGUCGAGAUUUAAAUUUUGGAAAACAAAUUUAAGAUUGGCUUACCUCACUUGUUUUUACUAGUGGUGGGUUUCUUCUUUCCUGCAUGGUCCCUGAAUCGAUUUGUAGUAAUGUUAUAGGUAAUAAAAAGGGUAUAUCCAGUCAGAAAGAAAUCUGGUCACCUUAAAACCCAUAUAAUGGCCAUAAAUUAGUUUAGGGUCUGCACGGGGAAGAAGAAUCACGCAACUUAAGUAAGGUAAGCCUUUUUUUUUAUCUUUUUUAGUUAAGUCCUCAUCAUAUGCUUAGCUUAAAAAACAAUUAUUUUAUUUUCCGUACAAAUUCUUUUCAACAGUGCCCAAGCUGGCAUGUGCGAGCUUGGGUUACCUUUGGUCUAUUUGCAAUUUAUCAGAAAUUUAUCGCACAUUUAACGUCCGCUUUCAAAUGUUUACUGUUCCUUGAAGUCAUGUUUAUAGCGAUUCUUGGUGAAGAGCAGGAAGACGACAACCUUAUAUAACUUUGAUGUAAUUUCGCGGUAGCCAUUAGAGAAAUUUAUAGUCACCUUUGAGGCAAACGGCAGCCCUGAAUUUGAUCCACGUGACCUUUCUUUUUUUUUGGUUUUUAACCGUUCCUUACUUCUACCAAAAAAAGUGAUUUCACGUUAUUUGCAUCCAUAAGAUUUGUUUAGACAGUUUUUAUCUGCUUAUUUUCUAUUUUGAGAAAUUGUUAGUUUGAGUCUGCCGCUUGCCGUUUGCUGUAAACUCGUGACUCAGAAAAGUCUCGGAACACAAUUGUAGACCGUUUCAUUAUAUUCUCGUGCAGAAAAAGACAAAAUUGGAACAGAAUUUAGAAAGUUCCGAGAAAUCGAUGAGCAAUAUCCAUAUUUGGAGCCACGAGCCUGUUUUUUUCCUCCAACAAAUAGAAGUAACAUCAAUAUUUAACUGUUUUCCUAUCUAACAAGAUAUUGGGUCCACUUGUGUAUAUUGUCUAUCACGAUCAGCUCCUGAUAUUAUUCAUUCAAAAUAAUUUUCCGUCUUACAUUGGCUCAAAUCCCCCGGCAAAUUCUUCAUAGUAAUUGCUUUAUCCCCUAAAAUGGCGUCAGUAGUACGGGCUGUCAUCAGGAAAAGCAGCGUCAACCGAGAGCCUUCGAGAUAAGAAUGUUUCAGCACAGCUGUUUUGGUAGCGCUGGAAAAAAAUCGCGGAAGAUUUCACCUGUUUUACGGACAGGAAAAAGCCGAACUUCUGCCUAAAAAAACAGAAAGAACGGCAAUAAUACAACUCGACGUAUGGUAAAUGCUAUUUGACGAAUAUCUUUAAAACUAAAUCUCUUUAUUCCGAGGAACCGGCAAAUUAAGACUGGAACUUAACAUCGGCUAAGUUGAUUUUUAGAUUAAGAAUUAUUAUUAUUAUUAUUAUUAUUAUUAUUAUUAUUAUUAUUAUUAUUAUUAUUAUUCUGGGUUUAAAAUUUUUAUCAGUUUGAUUUUAUUUUUUAAAUAGUUUUUUUUUUUUUAUCAACUUUUUGAUGAGAUAGUCAUUUUACAAGGAUUCUCUUUCGUAGAAAGAAAAAUGUACAUUCUUUUAAUAUUUCAUAUUCUUGCAGAUCGAAUAAAGGAGAUACUUAUUUAUUAUUGAAUGAGGCUGAGGGAUUGUUAUCGGCCGAUGUGGAUAUCCAUAACACCCUCCGAGAUAUGUAGAAUUCGUCAUAUCCUGCGAAAGCCGAAUAUUAUUCAUUCAAAAUAACUGCAAGUUUAAGGACAAGCUAAAACAUGCUUAUCUAGGUCGAUAUUAAGUUCAUGUCAAUAUAUAGUGCGCCUUUACCGGGAAGUUAAGGAGAUGAAGGGUUGUUCAGGUCUGCAAAUAUACUCCAGAUAGUAGAAGUCGUCCGUCGAGUUAUCGUCUUGCUGUUUUCGCCAUGUUUUUAGACAAUAGUUCGCCCUGAAACGAGUAAAAUGUUCCGCCAUGACUCACUUCGAAAACGACUUAAACUCGUCCCCAGGUCUUCUCGGUUAACGGUUCAAUAAUAUGCAACUUUUCUGCACUUUUGACGUCAUCGGUUCAGUAUGGCAAAAUUCUUCCAAAUUUGGUUAACAGUAGCUGGUUAUGAUGAUUUAUGUGUGAUUUCAGCUAAACAGAAACGGAGAAAUACUUUGAAUGAAUAAUAAAUAUAAUUAGCGUGAGUCUUUUCCAGUUGCUGUUGUGGAAGGAAUAAGCAGGAUCACAGUGGAGAUGCCUUAUUAUCUACUGGGAAAAAGGGCGAUGAAUGGGAAGUAUCUAAACAUACCGUCUCUAAACCCACUAAUGCUUUUGGAGAGCUCGAGUUCCAAGGAGCAGGGCAAGUCAGCCGCGCAAAGGUAAGUGGUGGACAUGCCAUGAUGAGCAGCAAACCGUUCGUUACUAACACAGUAGACGAGUAUCUUAGACGGAUUUGCAUGUGCCAGGAAUGCACAUGCGAAAAGUCAAAAUUAAUGUCUCGCUAGCGCUUCGCGCUUUGAAAACCGAUUUGAGAAAAUAACGGACUGUUUUUCAGUCUACCUUUAAACAGUUAAACAAUUUGACGAAAAUUUGAGCAAGUGUAGACGUAUUGCAAAGUCCACAUUAAAAAAUGAAAAUAAAUUAAAGUUAUGUAAGAAUUGCUCAAACGGUUUCAAAGUCGAUUUCUUUACAUCGUGUUCAACUACUGAAUGCAAAUUAUAGCGAUCACCAAACACGUUCUCGCUGGCUUUUUGCGCUUUUGUUUGUUCAUAAUACACGUUUAGAUUUAAACAUUUUUAAACACGUAUAACUGAAUUAUAUGCUGCACGUUGGGUUUGUUGUUAACAGAUUGUUUAAGCAUCUUUUCGAACCACUCAAGCAUCUAAACCUCUUGAGAAGGGUGCAUUUCUUUAAGGGAAUCCAUCAAAUUCUAGGGAGAAACUAAGAGAGUAGUUAUUGUGACGAAGCAAAGGAACCUUUUUUUGUGGAAAAAAUGCAACGUUUUCCCCGAUUUUGGUACACUCGAAAGCCGUAGUGCUAAGACCGAAAGAAUGAAUACCACUCUGUACUGAUUAAAAAAGGGAAAUUUAAUCAAGUCACCAGCGUAAAAACGAUUUGGGAGACGAGGUAAGGUUGAUUUGGACUCUGCGCCGGCGUACCUUCAAAAAUUUCCUAGCUACGCCUCUGCAGUAUCAUUUUUUAGGAGAAACCCGCUUGAAUAUGUCCUUUUUUUUAAGACUUAAUCCAAUAAAUGUAAUCUGAGGUGGAUUCCUUAGAUUCGAAGUUGUUUGUUUGUUUGUUUUAUUUUAAAACAGAAACUCGUAUUCCGUUUUUGGAUUUAAUCUUUUCUCGUUUUGGUCCAUCUACAGUACAUUCGGGUAUCUUAUGACACGGAUCCGGAGAAGGUUUUGCGCCUGCUCUUUACGGAAUGGAAGCUGGACUUACCCAAGCUACUCAUCUCUGUGACCGGCGGCGCCAAGAAUUUUGUUCUUAAUCCCAAACUGAAACAAGUCUUGAGGAAAGGUCUGCUUAAGGUACAGUUUAUGUAAAUUGUUGGCGAAAAGGGCUCUCCAUCCUACAAACUCAAGAGGAAUUUCUUGAUUCGAGAAAUGAUUGAGUUACUGUAAACGGCGCGAAGAGGCCGAUACUCGUUAACGACCCGCGCAAAUUAAGCCUAUGACAAUGUCUUUUUGUCCAGAGUCGAUUCUAGUAAACGUGGACUUUCUCCCAAAUUGAAAAAGACUAUAUAGAAAACGCAGAAAUUUAGUUCCUUUAAGAUCUUCAUCUUUUGGCUAAUAGCCAUGGUUCUAAGGAAAUUAAGGAUUAUUAUAUUCGCCUUGACAGGCCGCUCAAACUACAGGAGCCUGGAUCAUAACCGGUGGCACGAACACAGGUGUCAUGCGCCAUGUUGGCGAGGCGGUGCGCGGUCACACAGUCAUGUCACGUGGUGCCCAGCUAAAGGACAACACUCAGCAGGUUCAUUUAAUUGGUAUAGCGACCUGGGGAAUAGUGGACCACAGAGAGCACGUUAUUGGCAAGCAGGUAAGUUCAAGUAAAGAAACGAAAAGUUAAGCAAGGAUGGGAAAAGAAAACUAAUCCGCGCAUGACAAGUCAACCAGUAGACGAUCCAGAAUUGCAAGCCUAAUCUUUCGUCGGUUAUUUUAUUUGACGAACUUCAGGUUGAAAAUUAGCCACGCGGAAACGCCUUCUAGAAAGGAAAAAGCAGGACUAAAAUUUGUCAAGCUCUAACUUUGCUUAAUGUGUCCUUACUCAAAAGCACGUCUUCAGCGAUCAUUCCCUUGGGUUCUUGAAGUAACGAAGUACAUGAUCACUUCUAAGCCAAGUUCACCUUUUGCAACCAUUGUUAACAGAUGUAUUUUGGUGCCUUUGCUGAAAAAAAGUUGUGUUCUUUAAGUCGGGGUUAUCGCUAAAAACUCGGUAACAAAAUGUAACGUUAUUUUUAUGUCUUGCUACGAAGCCAAAGUCAUAAAAGUUGGGCUGUGAAUAGCAAAGUUUGAUUGGUUACAGCUAGUCUUAACUGUGUGAAGAAAUCAAGGGAGACUGAUCAGCUUGGGUUGGUUUGCUGAGCUUAACCAAUGUUACCCUGGCUCCAGAAAUCCGUUCUCAGGCUAAAUAUCUGGUCGUCGUACAAAACGGGUAAGGAAUGCCCGGUGUUAUCCGGUAUGAAUGAGUAGGUUUGUCCGGUCGAAUCCUUGAAUAGCCGAAAGUUUCACACUGACAUAAAUAUCGGGGUUUUUUUUCUUUUGGCUCUCCGUUUUUCCUUCUUGAGUGUCAACAUUUCUCCGUUGUUUUCUUUGACACGUUUCCGUUUGUUAAGUUGUUUUGUGGCAUUGCUGUUGUGUUGUAACCUAUUUUCCGACCGUCCGUUUUUCGCUUGAGUAGUUUAUUGUUUUCUUCUAAUCUCUAGCUUCUGUACAGUCAUCAUGAGUCAUAUGCUUUUCCGUACGCCAAUUCUUCGUACCUUGGGCGUUAUUAGCGUUGUCUCCUGAACCCGUUUUAAGUUAGAGUCCAGUUGCUUCGCAUGGUUAGCCGCAGUCUCCUUAUCACUCAUCUCAUUCUGUAGGUUCUCGUUGCAGUAGUAGUCGUAUUCCGUUACUAGCGAUUUCCCGUAAGUAAGUACAUGUACUUUGUAGUGUCUCUACGUUCAAAGUCUUCAUUUAAAUGCCCUUGACUAAGGAAAAGUGCCGUCUUUCAAUCAAUCAGUGCUUUAUAAUUUUGUUCUUUAGUAGCUACUGACCUCCAAGCUAACUACUUAGAGUGCAAGUAAAGCAGUUUUUUACUCCUGUAGUGCAUGGCUCAUGGUAGAUGUACGACGUCUACACGACUUAUGUCGACUGAACACUGACGAACUGCAGAUGAAUUAAUUCGUUCGGUGCGCUUGCUCAUACAAGCUAAUGAAAGAAUUGAAAGAAUUAUUCAAAAUUCGUCUCUGAUGAUGUACAUUGAGAUAAUCCUUAUGAUCGUUUUUCUUUUAGGAAGUGGUACCAUAUCAGAUGACUUCCAGCAUGAUUUCAAAAGGCGCAUGCUUGGACAACAAUCAUACUCAUUUUAUUCUGGUGGAUGAUGGGACAAUUAACAAAUACGGAGGAGAGAUUUCAUUCCGAGCCAGUCUUGAGAAUUGUAUCUCGCGAAAACAGAUGGAAAAAUCGUGCGGUAGGAACGGCUAUCCGUCAUACAACGUAUAUUCUAAUUAUAGAGUAUUUUCCACCUGUCAGGAGACUGUAACGUUGCACAAUGCAAUAGACUUUCAUGUAGGUAUAUUACUUUAUUAUAGAGCUCCACUGUUUAGAUUGUGGAUUGUACCCGUGUCAUUUAUUUUAUUUGUAUGCUUGUUUUUUUUUGUUGUUGGUUGGUUUGCUUCAUUUUAUGCGCUGUUUGUUGUAACAUGAAGGACUAACUCUGACUCACCUUGAUAAUGCGAUUGGACCUAGCCAAGGCCGUCAAUCAGAAUAUGAAAAAGUCGCAAAUUUUGUUGUUGGACGAUCAAAAAAUUGCAGAGGCCCUUUUGAUCAUUUUCGACAUUUGCUUUAACAUUCGUUGUAAUCUUCGAAACAGUUUGAACAGAUCGCCCAACAUUUAACAAGUAUUAAGAAAACUCAAAAUUGUUUUAAGCUUUUAUUCUUCUAACCUGGGAAGUCAUAGUUUAAUUAACAAUUAAUGAAUGAGGCUGAGUAUCUUAUGAAGAAUUAUGGAGAUCGAGGAGGGUGUUAUCCGUCGAGGCCGUAGGCCGCGGCGGAUAACAACCUCCGAGAUCUCCAUAAUUCUUCAUAUGAUACGAAAGCCGAAUUCAAUAAUUGUUUUAUUAUUCAUUCAAAAUAAUUUCUAGUUUCUAUCUUUGAUAGUGCACAUUUAGGGUUAUUCAGCUCCGCAAAUAUUCUCCAAAUAGCAGAUGUCGCCCUUGAGUUGUGUUCUUGCUGUUUUUGCCACGUUUUUAGUUAUCUUUUCGCCUAGUUCUUACCUUGAAACGAGUGAAAUGUCCGCCAUUUUUCAAGUUCACAACCAAAACAACUCAACCUCGUACCCAGGUCUUCUCUGUUAACGGUGCAUUAACCUGCAUGAACGCUUCAUUUUUGACGUCAUUUCCUCACUAAAUACAAAAUUCUUCCAAAUUUGGUCAUCAGUAACUGGUUACGGUGAAUUAAACGUGUGCUUUUAGCCAAUCAGAAUCGGGGAAAUAUUUUGAAUGAAUAAUAAAAAGACUUAACUUGUCUAAGACUGAGUGUUUGACUUUGAAAUAAGUAUAAAUGACAAUGAUUACGUGUUCAUUUUCUCGAAAAAUUUAACGUUCAAUCAACCUGUUGAUACUACGUUGUCCAACCAUCAUCUGAUUUAUAUUUUUAUACAUGGAUGCAAUUCUUGAAUGUCUCUACAGACCGAUCACAUGGGGUGCCUGUGGUACUGCUGGUCCUAGAGGGAGGACCUAAUACCAUUCGCACAGUGCUAGAGUCUGUGACCAGAAACCCAGCCGUACCGGUUGUUGUUGCUGAAGGCAGUGGGCGAGCGGCUGAUAUCUUGGCUUAUGCACAUCGCUUUAUUUCACAGAGCAGUGGGUAAAUGAUCUGUUGUAUUGUUAUGUAAGAAGAAGCUUGACACCGAGUAACGUUUCAGAGAAGCACUAUAAUAUAAACUGUUAGUAUUCGUCUUUAUAUGUUUAGUGAGUUUGCAACAGAACUCGAACUUCUCAUGAUAACGUGCCGCCAAUAAUGGACGUGAACAGAUUUCUCCACAAAACUGUAUUUCUGUCAAUCAAAAACCUUUGAAUGUUAAGGUUACAUCAUAGGGUUUUGUGUACAGACUCAAAGAAAGAAUUACGUAUGAAAAGGUUAAACACGCCUUUGGCUGAUUAUGAUUUAUAAUAGGAAAAUGCACGUGUCAAUCAAAUCCAUAAUUUUUCUAAUUGUAAAUAUCAUGUUUGCGAUUAGGAGCUUUUCUUUGUGCUUUUCUCUCAGCGCGCUUGAUGAAAUGGCGGAUGUUGUGGAACAUCACCAACUACUUCUUAAAAUCGAAAAAGCUUUUCCUGAAUGUGACGAAGAAGGCUGCUUGAAGAUCUACGAGAAUGUGCUGAGAUGCGUGGGAAACAAAAGAUAUGUAUGUCAGCACCUAAUAUUUUGUUGCUUUCGAAAUGUUACUUAUGUUAGUUAAAAAAAUUUUGCUGAAACAAUUUCGCAAGUCUUAAGAAACCUUGAUAUUAUUAAUUAACGCACUUAGCUUAACGUUUCUUUGUCAAGCGAAAAUAUUGAAUUAUCUUACUUAAUGGUUAUUAGAUGAACAAGGAGCCUAUUGAAGUAACCACGCAGACCUUGUUUCAUGCCAGAGAUGUUUCGUUCCUGAAUUUUCCUUUUUCCUUUCCUUUAGAUAACAGUUUUCAGUGUCAAUGAAGAAGGAAUGGAUAUCGACAGAGCCAUUUUAAAAGCGCUAUUGAACGGUACUCUGUUGUGAUAAAAGUGAUUUUUUUGGUUUUAUCUCUACUCAAGUGUUUAUGAAAAGUACGGUAUACCGACAAAAAACAGUGCUAGAAAUGUAGGGAACAUGCGCAAAAGCACUCGUUUAAUGGUAUCUAAUUAUGAAGACAAAGUACAUGUCUCUAAACACUCUUCAUAAAAUUUAGUUUUUCCCUAUCAAUCUGACAACAGUCUUCAAAGGCGUGGCUUGGAUAUUGUGAUUGGGAAGUAUACCAAUAAUGUAACAAAAUUCAUUUGAGAAUAAAAAAUCGCAUUUUGCUUUGUUCUCAUCGCGUAGCUGAUGCUCUUUUGUUAAAAAGCUUCUUUCAACGGAGUAUUUUCCCUCUUUUUCAGGCAGGCUGCUUAUCGAGAGUUAAGAUCUAACCUUAACUGUACAUAUACGUCACAAGUGACUAUCCUCGCCUCUUGCGUUUAUGGUCUAAACGUUAAGACUGUCCGUUACUCGACUAUUUGUUUGUUUUAUUCUCAAAGGUCACAAUUCUUCGCCUUCUGAUCAACUGAGUCUCGCGUUGAUAUGGAAUCGAGCAGAUAUCGCCAAGUGCGAAAUCUUUAAUAAAGAACGGAAAUGGGAGGUUUGAGCUUUUUUUCUUUGCUUAUCCCUCAAUAUAUCUUGCUACAAUUUGCGUCAAUAUUUGGGUGAUCAUUAUGCCCCUUUUUCAGAACGUAACCUUCACGAGUUUGCAAAACAUGGCUGUAAACUUGCUAUAAACCACCCCUGGUAUAUACCGGUCGUUUGUGUGGAGCCAUCACACUGAAAGAAGUUCAGUGGAAGGAUAGAAUUCGCAAUGAUUCACACAAGGCAAUUAGUAAAGAUACACCUUACGCCUCACAGAUCACCUGCUCUGAAGUGGGGAAACCAAGUAAUAAAAAACGAACCGUGAAGGAACUAAUAAAAAAUAAUAAUUUAACUAUUUAACUAUGUAAUGUAUGUGUGAAUGUUGAGUGUUAAGUGUUAUCGCUCGCUCCCUCCCUUUUUCCUUAGCUUACUAUAAACCGCUGAGGAUAAGAACUGUAUGCCUUUAAAAAGGCAAAGAAAUAACAACUAACAUGACAUCAUGAAUGCUGGUUUGUUAGAUCCCAGUGUUGGAGAGUGCCAUGUUUGAAGCUUUAGUAAAAGAGCGUGUGGAGUUUGUGGAUCUACUGCUCGAGAAUGGUGUCAGCAUGUCAUCUUUUUUAACAGCUCAGCGACUGGAAGACCUCUACAGAUCUGUACGUUAUCGUCCAUGCUUUUCAUUUAUUUAUUCUUUCCUUUCUUUCUUUCUUUCUUUCUUUUUUUUUUUUUUAAUAAACCAACUAUAGUAUAACAGUAAUGGCAAACGUUCUACAUUGUUGGUUGUGUUUUUCAUUCUUUUAAUAGACGGCAAGAAAAAGUUGCACAUUGCGUCGUCUGCUUGGAGGGAAAAUGGUGAGCAUCACCUAAUUAGCUGAGAAGGUUUGCUUGUUCAGUUUUUUGAGGCGUUUAAGGAUGUGCAUUCCUCUUCUUUGUUGUAUCUCUGUACGCAUACUUGAAAUUUGUCUGAUAUAUGUUUUAUUGUAGGCACUUCGUUCCUUCAAACUUGCCGACAUAGUAACCAUUUUAGAGCGACUACUUGGGAUAACUUUUGUCAACCCUCAUCACGAAUAUGGAUCGAUUAAAAGGGUAACUUAGCUAUUACUUUAUGUACUAGUAAAGUCACCUAGAAUACACAGGUUAUGGUGAAAUGCUAGAUUGCAGGUGACGUUACAGCGGCUAUGUUGGUUGUCAAGGACAAAACCAUUUCUGUCCUCUGAGAACUAAAGCCAUUUUCAUGAAAAUUCUUCGAAAAUAAUUUGAUUGUAUCGACCACCAACAUGGCAGACUUGUCACGUGGUUGCGAACCAAGAAUACGCGAUUUGCAAAGACACUUACCAGUCACCCAAUCGCUCUACGGAGUCUUUUCGGCCAAUUACUUAAUAUAUUUAUUUAUUUAUUUAUUUAUUUACACCUUAUUUAUCUUACCAUCGUUACCUGCAGGGUCUAGCCAACAUGAAAAUGUUUAUGUCCCACUCAGCUAAAGAUGACGACAGCUAUUUCGGCAUCGGAUUCCGAUUGCCAUAUAACGAGCUGUUACUCUGGGCUGUGCUUUGUAAUUUUCAUAAAAUGGCACUUUUUAUGUGGGAGCGUGGUGACGAGAACUUGGCCAAAGCGCUAGUGGCGGGAAAACUGUUCAGAUCUCUGGCGAAAGAGAUGGCUAAAGAUGAACUGAAAGGUGACGUAUCCGAGGAACUUGAAGCUCAUUCACGGUAAGGCCUUGUUUUAGUAGUCAUUUUAUAACCUCGCUGUUUAACACUUCAAAAUUAGUAUUGAUCUGAGUUGUCUUGGUUCUGCAGUACUAUACUACUUAACGUCUUCACUCGACCCAUCGAGGUUACGCGUUUUUCAAUUGAUCGCCGGCUCUACUUUAAAGUGGAUGUCUUUUUAUAAACGGGAGCUUCGCCUUUAGACUUGGCUAAAUUUAUAUAUUGGUUUCCAGUCGAAGUUUUCCUUAAACGUCAUUACUGCUGUGCAUACUAUUUAGGAAUAGAUUGAUGUUGCCGGAUAAUCCUGAUUUUAAAAUAGUGGAAUUCUCUCUCAAACGGACUGGUAUGGCCGGUCAGUGCUAACCAAAUAAUAAGCGCUAGUAAAUUCAUCGGCAACAUGUCUCCAUCAGCGCAACUGAUGACUGGCCUCUGUAGUGCUGUUGUAAUCAGUAAUGAAUUUGCCGUUUGUGAUUUCUUAUGAUCAGUGAGUUUCUAAGCAUCGCACUGGGUCUGUUGGAUGAGUGCUACCAAACAAAUGAAGACUUGGCCCAGCAACUACUCACUUACAACCUGGAGAACUGGGGAGACCAGUGUUGUCUGUCGCUUGCUGUUGCUACGCGACAUGAGGAAUUCGUGGCUCAUACGUGUUGUCAGACACUACUGACAGAGAUCUGGAUGGGUGCAAUGAAAUUGGACGAGUGGGCUACACUCAAGGUAACAGUGAAACACUUGCACGAUGAUUUUCAUCUACAUUUAAUGAAAAAAGAAAAAGAUAUCUUUUCAAAAAAUCUCCAAACAUAGUCCGAAAUCAGUGUCACAGGAACAUGCUUUUCAAAACAUACAGAAUUCAUCGUUUAAGCUCAAUGUCUGCACCUUUAAAGAAAUCACGCUCAUUAAUUUACAAACAAACGUCAUAAUGUCUAUAAUCUAGUGUCUAUAUAUAGCUACUCCUAGUAAACAGACUGAUGAAAUGGCAAAAUGAAAGUUGAAAGGUACUCUCUAGUAGAGCGCAAGUCCAAAGCCAUCGGCAAAACGCGAACACUUUUAGUUUAGAGGCCUGGAUAGGGAAUUAUGGGAUCGGUCGUUCAAGAAACUUCUGCUGGACAAUACCGUCUGCUGACAUUUUUACGCGUACGAACACAGACUACCUAAUGAUAAGUAACCCACACUGCCAUUUUCGACUACUAUAAGGUCAUUAAACCAUAUUUAGUCUAAAUAUCUUAAUAGCAGAAUUUGAUUUGUAACAUUUCCAGACUGUGCUCGGAAUCUUGUGUCCUCCCACAAUUCCAUUCAAAGAGUUUAAGAACAAGAAAGAAUUGUGCCAAAUGCCAGUAACCUUCGAAGAAUACGAACAAGAGCAAGCAAAGUCGGACCAAGAUGAAGAGGAAACUUGUGAGAGAAACUCAGAAAAGCUCAACGGAAACGUUGCUCAGUUCAGUAAAGGUGACUCGCAAGUUAACCUCAGGUAAUUGAAAAGUGUGAGAAGUCGGCAAACAUUUCACAGGAGCCUUUUAAGAAAGGGCAGCGAAUGAUUCUGGCGAGGGGGGUGGGGAGAGGAGCAAGGGGGAGUGGGGAAAGAUCAGCGAUGAGUGUGAUAUCACUUCAUACGUAAUCGAAUUAAGCACGUGCAAAGUUAACAUGAGCAAUAAAUCGCGAAAACACAUCAAAAAAUAUAUAACUUAGCAGCAUUUUAAUUACAAAAUUAAUUACAUUCUUCACUCGCCCGUCUGUUGCUGAUUCAUCGUCUUCUUUAAUAGCCAUAGUAAUAUAACGAUCUGAUUUCCUUUACUCACUGAACAUACACCGUCAAUUUCAGAUUUUGCGUCUCACAGUGUCCACCCUUUCUGUUAUCGAGGGAUGACAAAUGUCCGUCGGAAGUAGAAAUUAGAUAAUAUGUCUUUCCAAGUUGCGCGUAAAGAUCUUUUAAAACAACUUGCUUUAUUUGUUCAGGGUCUUUACAUUUCAGCAGCAGUUUGCCAUCUGAUGCAUCGCACAUUUGGUAUCCACUUGACCCAACUAACCACACGUUUUCAAACAUCAUAUCGUAAGGCAUUCUUCCAUCUACGUCUUCAACGUUCGGACAUACUAUAGCAAGUUUAUCUCCUGCGCUCAUAACUAGCGCUUUGUUUCCACCAGCAAAAUUUGGGCCUUCUCGGGACCAUUUUACCGGGACGAUCAAGCAACUUGCCUUGAAGAACACGGCGUCAAAAAUCAGUGAUAAUAGAAAUAAAUUUGCCAAAGCCUGAAAAGUCAUUAGCCGUGACAGUCGAUCGCAAUUGGACUUCGCUGCCUUUGCUAUUCUAUUCCUUGGUUAAAAAACAACAUCUAUGUCGUUUCGUUUUAAUAUUUUACUUGUUAGACAUAGAAGGCGUUUUGGUCCCCACCUCUGACAGUGUUUUAGCUGGUUACCAGACAAGAUAUCAUUUACCUGUGUAUUUUGCAUGCAGGUGCCAUUUUUGUUGUAAUCAAAGCGUUUCAAAUGUCGCAGCGGUUUUCUCUCAAUUUCGAAUUUGAAUCAGUUGCGUUUCUAGGGUGUAAUGUGCGAUAGUUUGCUGUCCUUAGUGUUCCCUUGAAAUACUCAAUAACCAGCACACAAAUAAUCGAUGUAUCAGUGGAAGGCCGGACUGGCAAUGAAGCCUUGCAUGUAUAAAAGCCGAUUCCCUUGUCUCAAACCUUAGCCAGUCACUGUGAAAGCAUUUUUUUACCUCCACAAAUACAACACAAUGGGCUUGGGCUCCUUACGUAAGUUCUCUUAACAAUAUAGGAAGUUUCUAGGCGUUGUUUACCUGGGGGAAGCCCCUGGCGGCUACUCAGCAAAGAUUUAUACAGCCGGGAAGGCUCCGCCCCAAGCUGCCCCAAAGUCCAACCCUUUAUUUUUGACAGAAAACGUUGUUCCUUUGUAUACCUUCCAUCAAAAAUUUGUACCCCUUUUACAUUCUAUCCGCUUAGAAGAGAUUUCCAUCUCAGUAGUAAACACAAAACUUUCAUCUUGGUUAAAUGCAGGCUUUCGCUACAACUUUGUAAUAGAUCAUUCCAGAACGCAACCAAAGAAAACCCUCCUAGCACAUGUUUGGAAGACUAAACUAAUCUAGGCCAACCGCAGGCGAUUCAUAUCUCCUUUGUUCAAGAGAGGGAUUGUAAUAAAUAGCGAUUCAAAGGCAGAAAAUCCAUUUAGCGGUUCUUAGCACCAAUGCUGAUGGAAUUGUAAUUUGGAAAUAUUUUGGUGUUGUGGAGAAGGUCAAAAUGUAACCCGAGAGCCGGGAAAAAUUAAACCACCACAAGCUGAACCCACCUAUGAAUUAUCCUCCGGGUUCCAAGCUGGAAUCAGUCUCUCUAAAGUCCCAAAAAUUACCCGGCCCGGAAAGCUGUUCUGUUGACGUUCAAGAUCGAUGCUUCAACAGUUCACAAUAUGAUAGAACAAUCAAAAAACAAAACUCAAGCAAGGACCGACGCUUUUAUUCUUUAGAUUUUUUUCUAAUACAGUCAACUCCCUUUAUAGCGGACACCUUGGGGACCACGAGUUAGUGUCCUCAUUAGCGAGAGUCCGUAAUAGCGGGACUUUAUUUCAGUCAAACGUUUGUAAAUUAUUUUUGCCUCGGAUUUAGCUGCUGUCCGUAUUAUCGGAGUGUCCGCUAUAGAGGAGUUUUCGCAAGGCGAGAGUUGAUUGUACUUGCUUUAAUCCCCGAAACGGAACGGGGGUAUUCGAGAAACAGCUGGUCCCUGGGCUGCUUUUGAAGGAGGCGAGUGUACUAACCAAUGAACCACAGGGUUAACAAAUAACGCGAUAUAAUACGAAAAUUCUUUAUAUCGGGCUAAGAAAUCACUGAUCACAAAUCAUAGCAAAUUUUUCCAAAUCUUUUUGGUUAAGUCUGUUAACUUGACUGUGUAACAUUAAUUACCGUCAGGAUUCACAGGUAGAAAGUCAGCUUGUAUAACUGCAGGUUUUAUUCGACACAUAACUUUCAACAGGUAGUAGUUACAUUCUAAUCGCACUUUUAUCUUAAAGGACUUCAUAAUCGCACACGGCCGGGCGAUACCAGCCAAACUAAUAUAUAGAAGCGCUUGCUCGGCUUAGCUUCAGAAUACAUACUUUUCAUCGUUUAUACAGAUGCUGUUCGUUUAUACGGCUUAUCUUGACUUUUUUAGCCUAGUUAAGAUUCUCUGUGAGCCAAAUGAAUGCAGUUCCGACAUUUUGAGACCUGAGGCUGUCGCUUGUGUCGUGUCCACGUAGUUUGGUUUUCGCUUGCUUUUUCAACUGGGUUACUUGUUGACGCAUGCCUAGUGAUAUCAUAAAUUCUCAUUUUCUCCAAACUCCGGUUAGUGUUACGUGGCUUCGACGAAAGUAUCCUCUUACUAAUAUUGGCAUUGACAACCUGAUAACAUAACAAUUGAAUUUCAGUCUAGUUUUAGCUAAAGCUGAAACUAAAGAGGACCCGAAAUUUCAAGAAUGAAGUAAAUAUAUAUUAAAAGUGUGUUGAUUGAGUCUUGGCCAGUUGAGAGAUAAAGGGAUAUGUUUUUUACCGUAAAUCCUUUAUUAAGCCCCACGGGGACUUAUUUAUUUCAACCACGUUUGAAGGGAGGGGCGGGGUGUUUGAAGGGGGAUGGCGGGGUCGGGCUGAUUUAAUUUAGCGAAGAUGAAAGUAUCAGUUUUCCAUGAAAAUUUGAACGCAAAGUGGAAAAGCUCGGGCAGAUUUCUUGCACUUUGCACUUAAAAGUUGGAGAUCAUGUAGCGCAAGAUCAAAACCAAGUCCGAACUUCCAGCACGUGUGAAUAAAUCAUACCGGAUUUGUCUGCGUGGAGUGUUACAGUUUUGAUUAAUUGAUACAGUCUAUCAUUCAAGACUAGAGGGGACAUGGAUGGGGGCUUAAAAAGACGGGGGGGGUGCUUAUUUGAGAGAAGGGUCUUUUAAUAGAGGGUUUUCGGGUAUCUUGUCUUAAUAUCGGCGAUUUUCCAAUUAAGAGCAACUCCAUGCAAAUAUCGACCGAAGUGCGGCAAGGCUCAAAAAAUAAAAAUCGCUCUUCUUUUGCAUACUGAUAGACUUUAGUAAGUGUACAAACGCCAGGUAGUUUUUUCUUCGAAAGAUCUGUUCGUUUCCGAGAAAAACAAGAAAACCGUUUCAAGCCCCGCCGUCGAUUUCGCAAGCCGAAAACAGGGUUGAAAUUCACUAUGAUUCGCUCGACUUGCAUUUCAAAACCACCGCGCUAGAAAAAAAGCUUGUUGCUAAACUUGUAAGUACAACUCGUCGUUGACCAAAAUAUAUAAUAUUUUUAGCAUUACAACACUCUGAGUAAUUAUAAAAAAGCUAAAGCGUAUGUCUACCUGAUGUUCAACCACGGAAGGUAGUUGAAAAAAGCGACGAUUUUCGUCAUGUGCCUUUGAUCAGAAUUUUUCAAGAUUGAAAGGGAAAACUCUACAAGCAUCAAACUAUUGUGUUAUGUUAAAAUUAUUUUGGGGAAAUCAUUUUGAGCUUCUCAGAAAUUAUUUCAAAUUCGUGUUACAGACAACAUAAAAUAACGGCAUCCAACACGUGAGUCACACGACCACCACCAACAAUUUGACUUUAGGUUUCCGUUUAGAACGCUGGUAGCCUUGAUAUGUAGAACAAUUUUUUUAAAAAGCUCACCUUAACCUGUAUCUGUUGUACUUUAAGCUCCAAGUUGUUUCAUUUUGCCGUCUUAUCACCUAUGUUACCGUAGUCAUGAAGUCCGCUGGAAUGUGUGCCUUGGAGGUGCGUGACAGCUUUCUGGUAAUUUCUUCAUCCCUCUGUUUUCUCCCUGAAUGUUUUCAAGUUAACAUCUCAUGUUUGUUAAAAAUUUUGAGAACCCUGGACCUUAAAAAAGCCGUCUAUAAAAUAAAGCUCGGUAGUUUAACUGUCAACAAAGCAAAGUUGCUUGCUCGUGGAUCCGUUCACUUCAACUAAUCUCAUUUGCAUAGGAGUGUGCCAAGGGUCUACUUCCGGUAAAAUACACGUGACGAGCUUCACCGACUUUCACCCGUUUUUCCCAGUACACUGAAGAAGCUUCAUCUUUUAUAUUCCUCCUUCUUCAAAAAUACUCCAGUUGACAUUAUUUUACCUGAGAAUUAUCUUUAAUAUUUUGACAUUUUAGGCAUUUGAUUAACAUUAUCGAAUUAAAUUUAGUUUAAUUUGAUUCAACCGUUCAUUCCCACUUGAAAAAGAAAAAGAUCUCAGCAUAAACACUGUUUGUGUGCGCUCUUCUUCGAUGAAGCUAUGGAGGGUUCGUGCUCCUUCGAGUCAUCAGUAGGUACUCUGUGUUCGUUUUAUAGAAGGGAUAAGCAGAGAUCAACUGAGAUUGUUAAAUUGUCGCUAUCAAACUAUUUAGGACGUAACUGGGCAUAGAUCGACAUGGUCUCUUUCUAGCCAUUGAAAGCGAAACAGACUUUAUUUUAGCUCAGAACUGACCAGCCAGACCAUUCCCGUCGCAAUGAUAAUUUCCCUUUUAAUCAAACUCUUCAGCUAGAUCAGUCAAAUCCGAAACUGAGUAUGCUCGAAAGAGAACAUUUUUCGGCAAAACUCUUGGAAAAAUCCUAUUUCAUUUUCAAAAUGACUGGUCAGGCAAAGAUCCAGCCGGCCAGUUCUGACAAAUGGAAAGCGCCCUAAGUUCCUUUAAUAUAUGCCCUUUCCAUCUUUCUGAGCUCGGUAUUGGAUGGUGACGGAACAGUUAUUCCAAUUCGUGCCAAGUUCCAAAGGAAAGCGCCAAUCACAUAAUUGAAAGAAGAGGGACCAAAAAGCCGACAAAAGAGUUAGAGGAAGAACAUUUCAAAAUAUAUCUAUCAGCAAACCGGUAUCCUCAUUCCUGUAAGCUCAGGUACUCUUGGUUUAUUCACUGUAUUAUAUUCUUAUAAGUCGCUUAAAUUCAAUCCACGAAUACUGUAUAAAGUUUAUCAUAGUUGUCAACUCUCUUAGAUAACCCAGAGUCUCCUCGGUACCAAUCCACCUAAUCUGUCCGAUAAAAUAAACCUUUCAGUUUUUUUCUUAGUUUGAAAUUAAACCCGAUUUCCCCCAGAGAAAAUAUAUUUUUUUAAAAUUUAAAGAUCGUAGUCCAGUUCUGAUGGCAUUUGUUGUUGUCGUUUUAUUUUAUUCUAUUUUCUUACAUUUACUUCAAACGACUGACUUGUACCUCCUUCAAGACAACGUGUGGGGAUAUGGCGAAUGACGAAGCCAUUGACUUCAAGCUCAGAAGCAGAUGCGCUUGCCGAAUGUUACAAGAACGCUGGACACUGGGGAUCACGAAUAGAAAUCUUAUCUAUUACGAACGGACCAUUAGAAAAGUUAUUUUUUGAAAAUUUUUUUUUCGUUAUCAAAUUCCUUCUUGAAUUUUAGUUUUAGGCCGUAGCAUGAAUAUUUUUUAGGGUUAAUUGGCGUGCAUGACAUGUUUUUUCAUUUAAUUUUCCCUUUUGUACUUCGCCCGUCCCACCCCCAAUAAUGUUUCUUUCAAUUCACGAAAAGUGACAUUUACCACAGCAGAAAUUACAUUUGUCCUUUAAGGCACUCUGAAAUAACGCACGUGCAGGCCAGGAUUACCCACAGCCAACAACUUGGUUCCACUGGUGGUGAUGGGAAGAAAACAUGUACACAAUUUUUUGUUAAGACAUCUUUUGUUUUGAUAAUGCCCACGUCUCGAAGCAACGAAAAUCUUCAGUGAGGCUACCAAUUAAAUUCUUCAUUUUCAAAACGCAUGUUUUACGUUUGCUUUUCGCCUGCUUUUAGCGGAUCCACACCCCGGACCCCGGGAUCUUGACAGCUGUAAUCUGAUAUUACUGUUGAAAGUAAUUUGCAUACUGAGUCACAAACGUUCGCAUGGGCGCUUUAAAAUAUCCUUCAGAUUGGCGCUUCCUUCUGCGGUGUCCAGCAGCAUUUUGAGACAAACGUUUUUGACAGAUAAGGAAGAGAGCGUUUACUACGUGUUUACUAAGCGAUCUUCGUUAGAAAGCAUGCGUGUUGGUUAUGAGUCUCAGAGAGUUUAAUAUAGAAUGGCAAACUUGAACAGAUGGCAACGGGAAACAUUUUGCCGUGAAACUAGACCUGAAACAAAGAAUAGGGUAAGUACUUUAACAUUUAGAACUUUGUGCGUGAAUAUUACCAGGACUUUUUAGGAGAGACGUUAUGACCUUUGCCUGGUCGACUGACAAUGGUCACGCAUAUGUUAAAGAUGGCGUUACUUUAUGUUGUCUGUAAAACGAUUUUCAAAUAAUUUCUGACAAGCUCAAAAUGAUUUCCUCAAAAUAAUUUUUACAUAGCAUAAACGUUUGAUGGCUGUAGUGUAUUUCCCUUCAAUCUGAAAAAAUUCUGAUCAAAGGCACAUGAUGAAAAUCGUCGCUGUUUUCAACGACCUUUCGUCGCUAAAUAUCAGGUAGCCGUACGCUUUAGCUUUUUUAUAAUUACUCAUACUGAUGUAAUGCUAAAAAUAUUAUAUAGUUCGAUCAACGACGAGUUAAACUUAAAAUUUUAGCAAUAACUUUUUUCCCUAGCGCGAUUGUAUUGGAACGCGAGUCCAGCGAAUCAUGAUGAUUUCAACCCUGUUUUUGGCUUGCGAAAUCGCUUGUGGGGCUUGAAACGGUUUGCUUCGUUUUUCUCGGAAACGAAUAGAUCUUUCGAAGAAAAAACUACAUAGCGUUUGUAGACUUACUAAAGUGUACCAGUCUGCAAAAGAAGAGCGAUUUUGAUUUUUUGAGCCUUGCCACGAAUCGGCGAUUUUGGUCGAUUUUUGCAUGGAUUCGCUCUUAAAUUGUCUCUAAUUGUCAUGGAUAUAAGUGUUCCUGUUUGUCUGUUGUUUUUUCUACCCAGGUCACUCUCGACCCACAGCCGUUCCGGAAGUAGUGAGUCGCUGAGUGUAAUCAGACGCGGAUGCAGGAUUGACGAGAAUGCCAAGGCUAAGCGUUUGCACAAAAACCUGAGCCUGGGUCAUAGACUGUACGAGUUUUACCGUGCACCUAUCACUAAAUUCUGGGGAAAUGUGGUUUGUACUUAAUAUGUUAACGAGUUACAACGUGACAACGAUAUUUCCUCCGAAACUACUGUGAUCUGAAUUCCGCUUACUUUCGAAAAACUCUGAGAAUGAGGUUGAAGAAGCGCAAAACGUCGAUUUCUUAAUCACCGCUUUAUGUAGCUUUGCAAGAGAUCUGAGUGCGAGAUAGCGCUAGAUGAUAAAAGAUGACGUGCUAUUUUAAAAUGUUCUCUUGUGCGUACCUCUUCGUAAGCGGGUGUACGCCGGAAUAGAUUUUACCGUUUUUACUCGUCAUGCAUUAAAUGAAAUUUAACUGAUUACGAGAAACUUUGAAUGAAGAUGAAUGCAAUAAUUUUCCUUAUCCCCGAAAGCAAUAAAUGAAGGUUGGAACGCCCACCCACUCAGUGGAAGAGAUAUUUUAUGAGAUAUUUAACCAAAUCUGGAGCUCCUGACAUAGUGCCUUUCAAAAAAAAAACAUUUUUUAUGGCCGACCCAAAACCAAGAGGGAUGAACGAAAUAUGUUCAUUCAAGGAAGUGCCCGUAUACACUCGGAAGGGCGUAGUUGUAUUUAAAUACAAUUUUCAGUUGGAUACUCCAAAGGACCUCCUUUCCAUUUGCUUAACAAUUGCCUCUACUGUAUUUUACCCCCCAGAAAUUUAGAGGACUGUCUUUGUAAUUUUUUCUUGAUUCACCAUUUUCACAUUUCCGUAAUACAAAAAUUUUGCAGAAGUCUUCAAAUUUUCUUGGGACGACUUUAAAACCCAUGUGAAAAUUUGAUGGUAAACAAAGUGUAUUAUGGGAAAUGUUAAAAUGGUGACUGCAAAAGUUUCUCUAGUCGUUCUCGAUAUUACGUUGAAGCUCUUGAUUUCAGCUAAGUAUCUAGUUGUCUUAGCUGAGUUUACUUUCUCAUGACAGAUUAUGUACUUCGCGUUCCUGCUGGUAUUCUGUUACGUCAUUUUAGUUCGUCUUCCUCCCCACCCUCCCCCGUGUGAAAUGCUCCUGAUCAUCUUUGUGUUCACAUUGUUGACUGAGGAAGUAAGACAGGUAGGUAUUGCGAAAUAUUGGCAAAAAGGAUUUUUAGGUUUACGCCAGUUUUUGUUGUUGCGUUAUGGUUGUUGUGCUUGUGUUUGUUGAAGGUUAGUUUCUCGGCAUGAUUUUUUUUUCCAUGUCGAUCAUUUUCUAGUUCAGUUGAUAUUUUAUUUUAACACGUAUCAUCCAGCAGCUACAGUGUUAUAAUCCGACAAGCAGUAAAUUAAACAACGCGGAAACCGUUGGAAUCUUAAAAGAAAAAAAUGGCCGUUGCCGCUUUCGAUGUGAUUUGAUCCACUGUCUGAGGGGGGCUGCAAUUACAAGCUGAAUACGAGUUUGAAAAACAUUCGACUCUACGAUUGGCCUAUUGCCCAAAUCUCCUAGCUACCAUCCAAGAGAUUCCCACUUAGUUACUUUCUAGGGCUGAUACGUGCGCCUAAGGAUUUGAAGAGAACGCUCGGUUACCAAGACUUGACGAAUGCUGAUUGAGACCUGAAUCAAGACAGAACGCACUUUUAGCCUCCCUUUACGCAGGUCCGGACAAAUUCUUGAACGGACAAACAUAGACGUACGGCCCGGGGCAUUUUUGGGCAACCUAGAUUUUUUGGGCAGCAAGAAAAAUUUGGGCAUAGCCCGUUUUUAAAAAAGUUUUCAGAUCAAUUCUGGCAUAACUUUCUGUUUUAUCUGCAUAACUUUGUCGCAUCAUAUCGUAGAUUAUCGACUGUAGACUCUCGGGACAUCUCGGAAAUGUUCUCCUGUGUUGCUUAAGAUUCUGUUUUUUGUGCUCAUAUGAUAGAUUCAAAUGUAAGAAAAUUUCACUUCAUAUGAAGGCCUAUUUUAGUGCAUCGUAUGACCCUUGUUUCUCUUCGAUUUCCGAGAAAAGUUGAGUAACUUGCGGGAUUUUUUUGGGCAAAUGGUUCAUACCCCCUCCCCUGACAAAAAAUCGAUAGCCCUUACGCCUAUGCGGACAAAACUUGCACGGACCCGUCGUUUGUUUACACGCGGUUACCGCUGAACAGUGCAAGUUUUUGAACGGCAAACAGUACUGCAAUCUGUAACAGAAUUUCCACGGUUCCGUGUGAACAGGUUGCACAAGUAAAAAAUUCGUCCCUUCAAAAAUUUGUCCGGACCCCUGUAAACGGGGUCUCGGUCAUUUCUUCGAGAAAUAUACAGGGAGAACUGACAAGACAAGACAAAAGUCUACUUUUAUAGUGUGAGUAAAUCACUUUAUUAGACGAAAAUUUUCCUUUAUUAAGUCGAAACCGUUUUUUUAUAGCUCAUGGUGCGAACUGCUUUGGCCCUAGGAAUUUUACCGUUUUUUAGUGUUCUGUUGGCUUCUGACCUCGUCUCUCGGGCAGUCUUAGCAAGAUUUACGAUUUGGGCCUUGAAAUCUCGUCAACUCCUGUUUGCCUUUAACCCCAGGUUAAUCAAUACUGUUAAUAAAUCGCCUUCUUAUUUCGCAGAUGCUUCAUUCGGAGGCCAUAACUCUCAAUAAAAAGAUCAAAAAAUGGGCAUCGAGUAAAUGGAACUUGUGUGACGCUUGUGCUGUGGUUCUGUUUUUUAUUGCUGUUGGUUUCCGUAUUCACCCUGGUACAAGAGCAAUUGGUCACACGCUCUACUGCCUCGAUAUCAUGCUGUGGAUCAUCCGGGUACUUGACAUUUUCUCCGUCAGCAAAAUCCUGGGACCUUAUGUUGUCAUGAUUGGUCGAAUGGUAGGUAUGGAUUAGCCGUAACAGAAGUACCUUUAUGGUACCACCGAGGGCGCAUAAUCAGAUGCAGCAAGCCUUCUGUUUGUCAUUUCAGAUGUACAAAAGCAGAGAGUUCAUUUCAGUUGAUAGAAAAUUCGUUUUUGCCCUACAGUUUACUUAUGAGCAUAUCAUAACAUGAAGGAGCAUAAUUUCUCUGUUGCAGUACGCUAUAUAGGCAGACAGGUAAAGUGUCUACUCGAUCUAUUCGUUUUGCGUCUAUCAUGAGUACGAACUACAGAAAAUAGUACGAGCAGACGCAUGUCACUUGUCACUGUUUCCGGAGCUGGUCUUUAUCCUAGACGACUAAUACGAGACGCACAAUCAAACUCUUACCUCCCCUUCCUCCUCCCCUGACUUUCCAUUGUGUCAUGGCCCUCGCUACCAUAGUUAGUAGAGGAGACUGGUUAGGAAAGCCUGCAAACAUCAAAGUUGAAAACAACGGUGCUGGAGCCAGUUUAUGUUGGAAGCUCCCUGACCGUGCAUGAUCCUUUGUUCACAAAUUGUGACUUAAUAAAUCAAUGCGACGUUUCUAUUGAUCAAUAACUUCAAAAUGAUAGAAAUGCUAUUGAACGUUGUGCACGGUCAGGUCCAAAAAAGCUAUGAAAAACCUAUAGCUAAGGGUUUCCCAUCCAUUCCACUUUAAUUAACUAUGUCGCUACUGCGUUAUUAAGUGAUUGACAUUGCUUCUUUUUUUUUGCAGACAAUUGACAUGGCGUAUUUUCUGCUAAUCAUGGUGGUAUUUCUGAUGGCCUACGGAGUAGCACAGCAAGGGAUCUUAUUUCCUCAAGAGACUGGUUCCUGGGGCCUUAUCUCCAAAGUGUUCUUUAGACCCUACUUUCAAGUCUACGGGGAAUUGUUCAUCGAGGACAAUGUUUAUAAUGGUUAGUAUGUUUCGUCUUGAUACAAGCCCUAUUUCCUUGUCGUUUGUCGGGUUACCUUCCAAGAUAAAAGACUUUAUUAGCUCGAAAGAAAUGUUAAAAAGUAGUAGUCUAGUUUUGUUAACCCAUCCACCCACACCUGAAACACCCGACACUUGAGGUAUUUAUUAUGGAAAACCGAUCUUAGUACGAGGAAGAACGGAUGGGUUAUAACUAUUAUCAUGUAGAGAAUUGAACUGAAACUUGUUCAUUUUGUCACAAGCGUGACCAUGUUGUAGGUUCCUUUGUAAAGUGCGGUCUUUAUUCUUCUAGGAUCAGCAAUCGUAGAGAGCAUCUGUUGAAUUAAUAAUAAGGUUGGGCACGAAAAUAAGUUUCAGUGGCUAGAGCGCACAACUAUUUAAAAUUCUAAGGGAGAUAAGCAAUCUUUGGCCCUGUUAUGGGUCAUACACACAGAUAAAUUGGUUAGUACCCAACCCUCCUCAGGGAUGUGGAUUUGUGAAUGCAUGUAUUAGGGAUAAACAACAUUCGUCCAUCAAUAUAUUCUCUUGGUGAGGGUUGACGCCAGAUUUUCUAACAUUUUUUUCUUGUAGAUAAGGAAACCACAGCUUUCAACACCCCCCGUCAUGAUGAAUUUGGUGGCACACUGGUGACUGUCAUCAUGGCUUUGUUUUUGUUGGUGGCUAAUAUUCUGCUGCUUAAUUUGCUCAUCGCUAUCUUCAAGUAAGCGAAUUAUUAACCGUGACUUUUUACAGCACGUGUUAUCGUUAAGACUCAGUUUGGUCACUCGCUUUACCUCUCAAAGCGCCUUUCAUCGUCAUUAACAUCAUCGUCAUCAUCACCAUCAUCAUCACCAUCAUCAUCAUUAUCAUCAUCAUCAUCAUCAUCAAAAUAACAGCUACAACUUAUGCUGUGCUACGCAGUGGGUGUUUUACAUAAACAGCGGCAAGAAAAUGCUACAUGUUUUGAGUUUACAGAUUACUACAUCAUCACAAAAACACAGAUGGUUCAAAAACGCCCUUGUUUCAUUUCUCUUUUUUGUAUUUUCCUUUUUCUGAACAAAAGUUCAUUGGUUGAUAUUUUGCUGAAUUAAGGUUGCCAACCAAAUUGAUUUUCCUCGUUGUUUGUUUCCUUAGCAACACAUUCUCCAAUGUUCAAGCUAAUUCAAACCAGAUCUGGAAAUUUCAGCGGUAUCAUCUUAUCAUGGAGUAUGCGCACAGACCUCUCCUUGUGCCGCCGUUUAUUAUCAUCAACCAUAUCUACCUUCUCUACAAAGCUUGCUUUAAACGACGGUGCUGCAAAAAGCGCAGCAAACUACAGAGAAGAAGGACAGAUAAAAAGCUAAGUUAGUUCCUUUUUCUUCUAUUGAAUAUUCUUAACUUGUGUCAAAGAGAAGUAUGGUAGCCAGUAGCUAUUUUGUAAUAGAGAUUCAAGUGCUUAACUUUCAAUUCAGAUUCCCAGGAAACAAAUUAACUGUUUCCCUCGGGUCCAGUCAUUAAGUAUUUAUAGUUAUAGGUACAGCACCUGUUCUCUUGGUAAGUCUGAUUAUAGGCAAAUGCUGUUUGGCCAAUAAUAAAGUCAACAAUCAGUGAGUACCAAGGACCUGAAAGAGGAAUAUAUCAAUAUAAAUAGUUACUGAGCUGCUCCCGCUCCAAUCUCCUCCUCGCAGUUUUACUGCCCUCGCCCACCUUUGCCAUCCUUGGCUUGUUUACGCGCCCCACCAAAACAGCCAUGCUACGCAGGCUAAUAGUUAUGCUUGAAAUUUGAGAUUUUACACACUUCUAGGUAAAAUUGAUUUCUUUCCCCUGGUUUGCAAUCAGUUCUCACGGUAUGAACUCUACCUUACAGAACUCUUUCUAGAGAAACAGGAUGUUCACAAGUUAAUGUUGUUCGAAGAACAAUGUACGGAAAGUUAUCUUCAACAAAAAGACACUUUGUUUCACGCUACUCCUGAGGAAAGGGUACGAGCUAUUGGAACAAGGUAACAUGAUCAAACUACAAUAUAAUUUUAAAAUAUUUGACGUGUAGUUUAUUGUUAUUUACUUUGAAUUAGAACGUGAUUUUUUUUCUUAAGUUACCGUAAAAUUCCUAAAAUAAGCCCCGGGGCAUAUAGUUUUCAAAGGCCCUUUUAAGGGGCUUAUUUUUGAGAGGCUUAUCUACGGAGGGAAAUUUGCGUUUUAAAAUCGAUCGGGCUAGCCUUAUAGUUGGAAAUAAAUUUAUCGUUUUUACUUUGUUUUAAUUUGUACUUGAGGACAAUUUUCCAAGUACAAGCCCCGAGGGGGGCUUAUAUUUGGAGGGGCGAUUUAACGGAGGGUUUUCUUGCGUUACCGGUUUGGGGGACUUAUAUUUGGAGGGGCUUAUUUUCGGAAUUUUACGGUAGCCUGUUUUUUACGGACACUGGUUAAUACGGACAAUCUGACCCGAGUGGUGUUAUGCACUGGUUAAUACGGCCAAUCUGACACGAAUGAUGUGUUUUUAAACAAAGUAAGCCUCGCUUUACUUACACUUGUGGCUGCACACUAUAUAUAUCUCACUGGGAACCCCAGCAGAAGGGGAAACAGUCUAUCAGCUUGGCUUGGCUAGGCCGCAAAGUGGAAACGAUAGUAAAUGUUACGUCCUACUUGAAACUAUUACCUUGUCGCGUUUGAGACACUGAGCGAACAUAUAUUUCAGUGCGAAACUAUUUCAACGACUGAAAGUUUGAUAGUGCAAAAGUUAUAGUUGAACGUCCCCUUGUAUUUCAGACAGAUACUUCGGUAUUUGUAACGAUUAAACGGGCGUCCGUGAAGUGCUUUUUUAAGAGUCCGCUUUUAAUUACCGGCCCGGAUAAUACGGACACUAUGACAUGACCCUUUGGUGUCCGUAUUAACCGGGUUCCACAGUUCGAAAAAUUUAGACCUCCAACUGUGAAAGUAAAAAGAGGUUUCACCUGUCAUUUCUUGCCAGUGAAUCCAGGGUAAUUGCCAUACAACUGUCGGCACAUAACACAAUAUUGAGUUAUUUGAUUAUUCCAAAUAUUUUAUUAUUACAUUUUUUUGUCAGAGUUGAACUUAUCAACAGUCAUCUCAGAGAAACCAGUCGCGAAAAUGAGACAAAAGUGGAGCAAAUUACUAAAAAGGUGAAUACUAUAGAAGAGCGCUUGUCUCGUAUGGAAGAGUAUACAAUACAAGUACUAGACAUGCUCGCGAACAUUCGCGAUCCACACACCUCCCCUUCUGGGGAAACAGAAGAUGCGUCUGGAGAGGGUGACGCGUGGAAGAGUGAAUCAGAGGAAAUGAUAUCAAGGAGGCUUCCCCAAAGAAUGUUUAGCCGGAUGAUGAGUGUCCCGGCUUAUGUACACCGAGCGAACCAUGCCGGCACCAGCUCAAGCCUUCGCUCUACGCCGAUGUAUUUCAGACACAAAGUGCCUCAUAGCAACCCCUACCCUUCUUGGUAUCGUCAAGCUUCGAAUUAUGGUAACUGGCGUCGUAAAAGCCUCCAGAAAGCUAUUCGGAAGUUUAAAAGAAGUAAUACGGCUAUUAUACAAGAUGAACCUUUGUUGUCCUCCGAAAGUCAGUCGGCGAAGGAAAGUACACAGAUGUUGCACAAUCCUCCAAGGCAGCCACCACUGAGACGAUCAGAUAGCGAGGGCGCAACUCAGUUACAAGGUUUGUUUGACUGUUAAACGUGUUACGGAUCAUUAAAAAUCCUUAGUUUCACACCAAUGAUAUCAUAUGACUGGACAACGGCAAAGGCGAGUAUCUUCUACCUGUACAGAGGUUACGAUGGAGAAUGUGGAUAAUCAUAUUCCACCAUCUCUUUGCAUAGAGUGUUAAACAAAAACUUCUUUGUACUGAAGCUUUUCGAGUGGUUUGUAAACCCAAUCUGAUUAAGCACUGCCAAUACAGUAAUCAAAUGUAGGUGCGCCGGUAUGAACGUGUACACUUAAGCCAGGUGGGUUCGAAGCUUUUUCUUAUGGGACACAGUAGCUUCUGUUCCUGUUCUUGUUUAGUUCGUUUGCCUUUGCCUUUUUCGCCAUCUUUGGCGUUGUUCCUAGCCGAUAUUUUGCUUUGCGUGUUAGCUUCUCAGUUUUUUUUUCUAGGCAACACCGCUAUCCAUGGUAAGUCUCCUGGACGCAGGCGCUCUAACACACUCCCUUCCUAUGUGCAGUUCAGCGACGCAUUUGCGGCCGCUAGGAGACUAGGGCUCCACGUGCAAGCGAGGCAAUCACCUUAUCCAAAAAGCAACCAACAACGAUACCCGGUUCCGGAUUUCCUGGUUGACUGGGAUGUAAGUCAAUAUUUUCGACUUUGUACCAUAUUAUAACAGAUCAUUUCAAUUAGCCCAGUAUAUUUGAUAAUGCCUCAGUCUAGAAUAUUAUCAGAGAUUAGAGAAGCACUGACUGACAGCACCCUAGCAGAUCCUAACUCUUCUUCUGAUAUGUGCAAUUCGAUCGUAAGUUUACUGCUUUUGAUUUCUCCGUAAUGUAGCUAUGUGGCAUGGCAGGAGUAGCUUGGUGAUUAAGUCAAAAUUCCUUCUCUUUAACGAGAAAGGCAAAAUGAAAGUAAUUUUUAGGAAAAGAAAACCGAACCUACAAUGCAGGACUAUUUUUCGGGCGAACUAGCGCCCAAUGUUUCCUUCGAAUUGUCGCCUAUUUUGGGAAGACCGUUUUAGUAAGAGCAGAAUUUGCGAGAAUAGGAGAAUCUUUGUUUACAGUUUUUGCCUCAUUAACGUGAACUUAUUAUUUUCUUACUACAUGAUUAUAACACCAUUCAAGUUUGUCUACCCGUGCUUUCUUCUGUAUUUGCUGUGUUAUUUUUACCUUCCCGGCCUUAAAUGUUUUGAGCUGUUAUUUCUAUGUUUCACUCAAUUUCAAUUAGUGACGCCGCGGUUUCCGGUGUUUGAAUUUUGAUAAAUUUCGGGACACAGCUCCUUUAACAUUUUUGCCACCCAGCAAUUGUAGCUUGCAAAGAGCUGAAAAUUGCGCCAAUUGUUCACGUCGACCAGCUCCUUUAACUUUUGAGUGACUUUGCUUUAAGUCGUAUGCUGAUGAGGAAAAUGCAAACAAUGACGUGAGCAAAUUUUCUCGCAUUAGUCACUGAAAACGGUACCGUGUGUCUGUCCGCCAUGUUGAUUUCGUCUAAUCUCGUGCGCGGUAUAGACUGGAUCUAACACCGUAAAAAUGCCAUUGCCAAAACCUCCGUUUUUUCCACCCACACGAGUACAACAAAAUAGUGUUUUCAAAAAUCUCCACUCUGGAAAGUAUUUUUGAAAAGAUGCGUUUUCGGUAACCGUUUUCGCCUGAUACGUGUGGACGGUAGGACAAACUGGAGGGGAAACAAAUCUUGUACAAAUACCUGUGGGCUGGGAUCAGUGACUCGUGUACCACCACAACCCCAUCGAAUUCUAGUGCUCUUGUGCCAACCCCCCGCCCCAGUGCCCACAAAACCAAUUUAAAACAGAGCUAAGUAUGCUGUUGAUAAAGUGGAUCAAAUAAUCCAGGCCGAGUUUUACCUACUCUUAACCUACGUCAUUAUUUGUUUAGAUGCCGUUUCCAGGAUAUGCUCCUCCAAAUUAUACAGCGUUUGAAGUGAUGAGUCAGGCUGACUGGGCGGACAUCGAUAUCUUGGAGUAAGAACGAUUUAAUUAUCUUUACGUCAAUAAACAUGCGUUAAAUUUGACCUGAAAAAUCUUAAUUUUUAUCUUUCAAAGAAAAAGAUACCUUCUAUAUUACACCGUUUAUAACAGGAAUCUUGCAACAUGCGUUUCUUUAACAAUCCCCUAACCUGUUCCAGGCCUCCAGGUAGUAGAGAGUGGCGCGAAAUGGAGAGUGGAGGAGAAAGAAAGGAAGAAAGAAAGGAAUCGGGAGAGAGGAGGGAACUCCCUCUAUCCCCAACCCCUCGCUGUGUUUUCCUGUUCAGUGUUCUUUACGCCGUAACCAUUAACUGAAUGCCCCCAAAAUUUUCCUACCAGGGAGUUGUCAUGAGAAUGCUGUAGAGGAUCGCCCCUGAUAUUAGCAAACGUUUUUACCAAUGCGUUUGAUUUAUGCGCUUAAAGGCAGGCGAGUUGCUGCCUGUCAGAAGUUCAUCAUAAAUGCACGGCAACAUCCAUCCACGGAGACCCAGGAGCUGCUAGUCGGGACGAUAGAAUGCUCGUGGUGAAAGUUUACUAUAAGAUCGAGACGAGCCUCUGAGCACUUACUCUUACCGCACCAGUUCCAGAAACGUUUGAAGCGCCUGCUUCUGAUUGGCCAGAAAAAAAAACAAUUUCUGGUCAAUCAGCGAAGCCGGACGACUCUAGUUUUUUCUUACACGACGAGGAAAGUUUCCUAACCAAAUGUUGACGAAGCCGGAAAGGUUAGAAAGUUUCAGAAGUCGUGCAACGAACAUGGAGAUCUAAAAUGUAAGCUUGGCGUUAUAUACUAGACAAUGUGAACAAGGUGUGGGGCUCUUCUCGACCUUAUAGUAAACUUUCACCACGAACAUUCUAUCGUCCCGACUGAUUGCCCCUAGGUCUCCGAGGAUGGGCAACCUCCUCCCCUCAUGAAACUGAGUUACCCCCUCCCCCAUGUAGCAUGAGUCUGAAUACUCUCUUCGUUCCCGCAAUCCGAGACCCGCACUUGGUCGGAAUAAUAAACUAAAUGAUAUUGUUACUGUCAAACAUUAAGAUAUUGUGUAAUUGUGUAUACUUAUUGCUGGCCUACCAAGCAAUUCAAUCAAUGGUGAAAUUGGGUAAAAUAAACAAGCAUCUAUCUAUCUCUCUAUCUGUCUAUCUAUGCGCGUUUUUUUAUUAUUAUUAUUAUUAUUUGCAGAAAAUGUUAGCACUUUCUCAUCUUAGACCUCAAAAAAUAUCCGUAGAAAUUCCCAGUUAAUAGCCGCUUCCUAUGGCUUUUGGUAGGAAGUAACAUUCUCUUUUUUUUUAUUCUAUUAAUAUUAUUACUAUUAUGUCUUUAGACCAGCGUAUAAACAUGUAGAACUAAAUUUCAACGAUGUUGGUAGAGGUGUGGACAGAAGAAGCUAUCAAGGUGUUUAUGAAGUCGUUAAUGGUGUACCACGGUAAGUUAAACAUAUUUAACAUUAUUAGAGCAAAAUCGAAGUCAAUCCAAGGUCAAAUAAGGCGCAUUGGUUAUGAAGUCCGCCAUACGAUCGAUCCGCGAUAACUCGACUCGGAUAACCCGAACUUUCCGCUAACUCGAACUAAAUCCCAUUUCCCACCCCACUUUUCAGUUAUUUUCACUCGGUUAACUCGAAUUCCCCUCUAAGUCCAAUUACUUAAGAAACACAUCAAGAAACGAGAAAGGAAGUGGAGCCGAAAUGCGUCCCGCAAUUGUUUCUGGGAUAGUUACUAGGGACGCACCCGUCAGUUAUUGGUUAUAUUUCCCCUGUCCCUAGCUACAGUCCCAGAAGUCUUUGCAAAAGUUAACUCGACCCUGGGGCCCGUUUCUCGAAAGACCCGGAAAUUUUUCGGGCCCCAAGGCAAAUUUUAAAUUCAAAACCUGUUGAUUAUUAGCACAGUUCCUAGCCCACAAACCAGUUAAACUUGCUUCGAUAACUGCUAGUUUCAUUAUAUUAUUUUCAAAAUUAUUGAAACUGUGAUCUUAAAUGCAAACACAACAAACAUAAAACAGUUACCGGAACUUUCGAGAAACAGGCCCUCGUUUUCUGCUCAGUUUCUAAAGUGAUGAAUGUGUAAAAAGUGCUGUCAGGAGCUCUCGAUAGACACAGCAUCUUUUUUUAAUUUGGCUUUUAUUAACACUGCCCUCUACUAACAAUGAUAAUCGCAAAGGCCGAUGUUCUGCGCUCUGACCCGCAUAGGAACCAGGAACGUUAUCCUUUAUAACAUGUUGACCUUAAUUUAUGUAACCUAUCACACCACACCUUACACUAUAACAUUUUAACACUUUUAAUCGCAUCUCCAUCAGCGUAACAGUUUAUAUGAAUAUAUGCGUUACUGUAAAUAUUGUAAGGAAAAAACUACCCACUGGUAACUACAGGUCUCUAUACCUAGCAACCUGCUUUGAAUGAUUUUGGCAAGCAGAAUUGACCUUUUAUAAUUCACCAUAUUAUCUAUCUCAUAUAAACUGUGACGUAUUAUGAAUUUGUUUUGUUUUCUUUUUUUCAUAGAAAUCCAAUGGGCCGCACGGGAAUUGCUGGAAGGGGCCUUCUGGGACGCUGGGGACCAAACCAUGCCGCUGACCCUAUUGUAACGAGGUAAAUAAUGUACUAUUACACGUCGUAAACAGAUUAAAUAUAUUUGAACAAUGAAGUUAUGAAAGUUCAAUUCACAAGUGGCAUUUUGAGUGUAAACUUACGUUGGGUAGUUCAACAGACGCGCAACUGAAACUCUGCGAUGUGUACAGACUACUAUCAACGACUCACUUUAGAAAGCUGGUUUAGUAACUUAGAACAAACGCCACUGAAUCGUAGUCAACAGUUACCGGCGCCGUACAAACGACUUAUUGACGAAAUCAAGCAAAACUAACUACAAGAAAGGACUGGACAACUGACAAUUUGACUAACAAUAAACAACUGUUUAACUGUGACAACUACCGCACAGAUUGUCGAAAUGUCAUUCACUGUCAACAACAACAGUCCUGUUCAGGAUUACGUUCACCCGGACGAUCAUACUCAACCUACUUAUGAUAUGACUCUGGGUUCAAACCUUUCACUGAAAAUAAUACAUCAUGCAAAGCUCCUAAACGACACUACGGCCAAAAAGUAUUUUCGCUACGUCUUACAUAACUCAAAGGUGCGCUACACUUAGACUUUCUUACCUUCAUUUCCUGUCUCCUACUUCACGUGAAUUUACUUUUAUGAAAUCCAUAGGAAAUUCGAGUCACUUGCAAUCAGGUUGCCUAAACUGUCAAAGGUAAAACUUUCUUUUGGACGCAAAUCUCACCCCUAACACGGCCAGAAAUAAACCCAAGUGAACAAAAAUCCAUUCAAAAUUCCUAAAAGAUGGUAGUAUUAUGGGUAGUUCAAGACACCAUCAGCACUCGGAUCCCCUGGUUAACGUAGAAAAAAAUGGUUAAAAGAAACCACGACCAGUCAGCAGAGCAAGAGACUGAAUAGCGGACCCUCAUCUCUACCAAUGCAGCUGUUCACGGUGUGCUCGCUUUAGGUGACUCCAGCUAAUUCUCAGUGUUAAGAAUUAUGUUCACUCCGCAAUAUGUAUGUUUCCGCUUUUCACAGAUGGAAAAAAACUCCCGAAGGAACGGUGAUGGAACGUUUUGGCAAGAGUGUCUUAGAAUUUGUAGCCAUCCAAAGACGGGACAAUCUACAAUGGGCUUUACCAGGAGUGAGUUAAGGGGUUAAUGUUAUUUUUAUUUCUUCAGCUAGGGCUUCGUAGUCUCAUUUCCGUAUUUUUGUUUUUUGGUUGUCCUGAUGCGGUAUAUGGUCAUUAUACGGGCUACCACAAAAGAGUACAAAGGUUACGCACAAUAUUACAAUGCAAAUACUUUACACUGAAAAGUGACAAAAACUGACGCAGUACAGCUGAGUUUGUCCAUUUUAUCAGCGUGACCUGGCAGCUGGGUUUAAAUAUAUUGCGCUAAUAAAGACGACUGUAUUUGUUAGGGAAUGGUUGAAGUGGAUGAUACCGUUUCUAAAACCCUUAGAAAGGAGUUUUGUGAGGAAGCUUUGUGUUCUGAAGGAGCUACUCAGGAGGAAAGACAACUAAUAACUGAAAACCUUGAACAACUUUUCUCCAAUGGCAUCGCGGUAAGUAAGAGGCGCGAAACCAUGAGAUAAACAAGCUAAAGCUUCGGUCAUGGUUGAGAAGUUAUAGUAAUCGUCAUCAUGAUGAUAAUGAUGAUAAUAAUACUAAUAAUAAUAACAAUAAUAAUGAUAAUAAUAAUAAUAAUAAUAAAUAUGAUAAUAAAUUUGUUGCAGUUAAAUGAUAAUGAUCAUAGUAAUAGAAAUAAUAAAAAUAAUAACAAUGGUUAUUGUAACAAUAGUAAUAAUAAAUGACAGAUAUGACAAAUUCGUUGCAGUUAGAUGUAACAACACUGGCGACCCUAAGAAAGGGAUAAGCAUGCAUUAAAUCCCGUUUUUCAGUUCCUGAAUUUACGUUUUAUGACGUCGCACAUGAGCUUGUCAAUUUGUUGUCAGGUAACACAACAUAAAAAGUUUUAUGUUAUGAGCACUUUAACUUUAAAUUGUUGAAAUAAUUUAAUUUUUAGGUCUACAAGGGAUAUGUCGACGACCCUCGCAACACGGACAAUGCAUGGAUUGAGACUGUAGCAAUGAAUUAUCACGAUGACACAGGAAAUAUUCUUGACAACAUUCAAUUAAAAGUAUGUAUACUUACAAAAAUCACCGGGCCUUCGUUACAGGGAAUCAAUGGAUUUUUCUUUCAUUCGCUCGAUUUUGACAUACUCGCGAGAGACUCAGCUGAACUACUCUGCAUGAAUCUAUUUCAUGAAUUAAUACAGUUUCGAACCCGGGCGUAAUGGCCAUGCGCUUGGUACAGCGCUUCGGGCACAGUUUCUGACUAUCGGUUUAUCAAUACAUGGAUGCUCGCACUAGGAAACCCAGUUUGACGAGACAAAACAAGAUUAAGUAGUCCAGGCUGUGCUAGCAGGAUGGGCUACGCUUCUGGUGGCAUGGAACGUUGUAACGUGAAAUCAAGAAUAAAAGCUGAAAGAAAAGCUUUCUUUGAGUCCGUGGGAAUUUGCACUGAGUGUCAAUUCGAAAGAUAAAUUUUUUGUUUUAGGUUUUUCUACCUUUAUUUUGCUUCAGUUGGUAACAGACAUGAGAUUUCUUUAUUUUUGACAGAAAUUUGAAGGUAUCACGAUCGUUUCCUUUGUAAUUAAACUCAGUUGAUGAUAAUAUGAACUAUUCAAGGCACUGAAAAAACAGACAAGAUGAUCCAAAAACAGUAGAUUCUUGAAAUUUCAGUGUAUUCAAAAGUAUGUUACAUAAGUAAUAUUGAAUAUUGACUACUAAAAUACAAAGAACUAGUUGAUGAAGUAGAUUUGGUACCGUAGCUAAAGGGGACUGAGAAGCUGGCGUUUCGAGCGCUAGUAUUCGCCUGAGCGAAAACCAUAAACCAACCACACAACACCACUGAUUCCUGUAAGCUAAAACCUCUUCUUGCAUCUGUUUUUUGAAAGGCUGGUGAUGACGCCUGCGGUGUCCAAUGGCAGGAGGUCAGUGGUCAGCUCAGUUUAUAUGCCAAUCAUAUCUUCUUGCUGGAGAAAGUCGCAGAGCUGCAUGCUGCAUACUACUAACGGAAAAGACAGCGUGAAUACCUUGUCUGAAAAUAAAGGACUUGCCUAGAAACUUUGAUCGAAGUUACAGAUGUAAAACAAGGUCCAAAAUAUGUCUUGUACAGUCGAACCUCUCUAAUUCGGACAACGAAGGGACAGAGUGAAGUGUCCAUAUUAGAGAGGUGUCCGUAUUAAAGAGGUCACUACGAUGACGUCACUUUUAUAACUCCUCUUACAGUUUUAUGUGUUCAGUAGCUAAAAACCAGGCUUACACUCGUCUUUAAAGUGCAUUUAAGUUUAUUAAUUCACAGUACAAAGACACUAUCUUUCAAUAGCAUACAACAUUGUACAUAUCAGCUGCGUACUGGUACAGUCGUAGAAAAAUCACUGUUUCAAAACGAAACUAGCUACUGCGCAAUGCUGCAUGUAAAAAGUUGGAACGUAAAGCACAAUAUUUUGCAAGUUCAGUAAACGGUAACUAGAGUACAAAAUGUAAUAGAAAAGGUGUUUAUGCUAUCUGUAGUUAUUCAAGCCUUAUAAAAGUCGGUUAUGUUCCUCUGUACACCUUUUGCAAAUUUUCGUUUGAUAUACAGCGACAGGCUUUUGAAGUCACCUUGCAUAGCUCAUCAACCAGACGGGAUUCACCUGAUCUCGACUCGGGAUUCACCUGAUCACAGUGUCCGUAAUAAAGAGGUUAAGUUUAUACGAAUUUACUCUCUUUUGCCGAGAUUUAGUGUCCGUUGUCCGUAUUAGAGAGAGUCCGUAUUAUAGAGGUUUUCUUUUAAGAAAAUGUAUGAGAAUUUUGUCGGUACAUUGGAAACUGUCCGUAAUGUAGAGGUGUCCGUAUUAGAGACGUGUCCGUACCGAGAGGUUCGACUGUA
Messenger RNA from Porites lobata, 37871 nucleotides. Lineage: Eukaryota; Metazoa; Cnidaria; Anthozoa; Scleractinia; Poritidae. The record is from the annotation of a GenBank genome assembly.